GCUAUAGCUAAGUCAGCGGGAUCAUAUCAGUGUAUCGAAGACAUUUGUCGCUUUGUGGGGGCACGCAUAUCCUAUGGCGUACGACCGUAUUGUUGGCCCUGCGAGAAAUGUCUCAGCCUGGAAGCACCUAGCAUCUGGAAUCGGUCUGCGAUAUGUUCGACAUCUUCAAAUCUAAUCGUUAUAUGAGGAGAAUGACCAGCCCAAGAAAAUUGAAGACUUGGUCGCUGUCACACUCGUAGCAGCCCUGCGCCGACACCAGUUGCCCUCUUUCAGGUAAGCGUGGGACCAGUCGAUAUCUACCGAGCUAAAGCGUUAUUAGCUUCACGAUGCCGGCAUCUUCUGCACGAAAUUUAUCCAGUAGGACACUUCUGAUCUUGCUGGAGACGCAGCAAGUGCUCAGAAAGAUAGAACUCCCGGUCAUCGAAGGUCCACUAGAUUUCCGUCUUCAGGAAUUCGUUGGCAGUGCUAUACGCCCCCCCAGUCUUCAUUCGCUUGAUUUGACGAUGAAGACUCGCUCUGACGUUACCAACGAACAUGUUCAACUAAUCAGACGAUCUACAAAUACAGCGCAAGCGCACUUACGGCUUCACUCAGCUCCCACAACCGAUGGGCAUGAUAUAGGUCGAUCUCUAGCACCGGCAUCCUUCGUAUCUAAUAUCACUAGACUGACUUUCCAUGAGUGCAAGUUCGGCUACACGUCACUCUAUCUGCAAAGUACUCUGUUCCCAGCAGUUCGCGCUCUCGCUCUUGUGGACUGCAUAGAGUGGGAUGGAUUCUUCGUAUCUAAGCCGGAGAACUUUCUCGCGCUUAGGGCACUGAUGGUCAGAGGCGGAUAAUGUAUUACCUUCCAAUCCUGUCUGCACUUCACAGCACAAUUGAGCAACCUACGAGAGCUCAUCCUGCAUUC
This is a messenger RNA of Cucurbitaria berberidis CBS 394.84, 907 nucleotides long. RefSeq lists its product as uncharacterized. The coding region runs from base 327 to 836 and encodes 169 amino acids. The record is from RefSeq and is a predicted model, not a curated record. The transcript has a single exon. NCBI's taxonomy places the organism in Eukaryota, Fungi, Ascomycota, Dothideomycetes, Pleosporales, Cucurbitariaceae.